UUACUAUUUAUUUAUGAAUUUACGGCUGUGAAAUUCUAACUACCUAAAUUUAAGGCGCAAAAUUUUUGUGAAUCGAAGAAAAUGAGGGAAAUCGUCCACAUCCAAGCCGGGCAAUGCGGUAAUCAGAUCGGAGCUAAGUUCUGGGAGGUGAUCUCGGACGAGCAUGGCAUCGACCCCACCGGCGCCUACCAAGGAGACUCCGACCUGCAACUGGAACGCAUCAAUGUCUACUACAAUGAGGCAUCAGGAGGGAAAUACGUACCUCGCGCUGUCCUAGUAGACCUUGAGCCCGGCACCAUGGACUCGGUCCGCUCCGGACCUUUCGGCCAGAUCUUCCGCCCGGACAAUUUCGUGUUUGGCCAGUCGGGAGCUGGCAACAACUGGGCUAAAGGACACUACACCGAAGGAGCAGAACUCGUAGACUCUGUCCUCGAUGUCGUCAGAAAGGAAGCGGAGGGCUGUGAUUGCCUUCAAGGCUUCCAACUAACUCAUUCCCUUGGAGGUGGUACCGGUUCCGGAAUGGGAACCCUACUUAUCUCUAAAAUUAGAGAGGAAUAUCCUGACCGCAUUAUGAAUACCUUUUCUGUCGUCCCAAGCCCUAAAGUGUCCGACACUGUAGUGGAACCGUACAACGCAACGCUGUCCGUCCAUCAGCUAGUAGAACAUACUGAUGAGACUUAUUGUAUUGACAACGAAGCACUGUAUGAUAUUUGCUUCCGCACACUGAAACUCACCACUCCAACUUACGGAGAUCUAAACCACCUGGUGUCGGCAACUAUGUCUGGAGUGACUACUUGUCUGCGGUUCCCAGGGCAGCUGAACGCUGAUUUGAGGAAGUUGGCAGUAAAUAUGGUGCCUUUCCCACGUCUGCACUUCUUUAUGCCCGGAUUUGCGCCAUUAACAUCUCGCGGCAGCCAGCAGUACAGGGCGCUCACCGUGCCCGAGCUAACGCAGCAGAUGUUCGACGCCAAGAACAUGAUGGCGGCAUGCGACCCGCGCCACGGCCGCUACCUUACCGUCGCUGCAGUAUUCCGCGGACGCAUGUCCAUGAAGGAGGUGGACGAACAAAUGCUUAACAUCCAAAACAAGAACAGCAGCUAUUUUGUCGAAUGGAUUCCGAAUAACGUCAAGACAGCCGUGUGUGACAUUCCGCCUCGUGGACUGAAGAUGUCUGCAACAUUCAUCGGGAACACUACCGCUAUCCAAGAAUUGUUUAAGCGGAUAUCGGAGCAGUUCACGGCAAUGUUUAGACGAAAGGCCUUCCUGCACUGGUACACCGGUGAAGGAAUGGACGAGAUGGAGUUCACCGAAGCGGAGAGCAACAUGAACGACCUGGUAUCAGAAUAUCAACAAUACCAGGAUGCAACGGCUGACGACGAAGGAGAAUUUGACGAAGAAGUAGAAGAGGAGGAGGAAGAGGAGGAGGAGGAAGAGUAAUUGUGUGUCCAAUGUUUUGUGUAUGUCUUUGUUUGUACUUGUCCGUUGUUUAGUGUAGGCGUACCUUUUUGAGUGUUUAUUUUUAUCGCAUCUUUUUAUUUGUAUGCA
Hyposmocoma kahamanoa is the source of this 1545-nucleotide messenger RNA. RefSeq names its product tubulin beta chain (gene Tub4). Gene Ontology annotation, biological process: mitotic cell cycle; microtubule cytoskeleton organization. Gene Ontology annotation, molecular function: GTP binding; GTPase activity; structural constituent of cytoskeleton. The record is from RefSeq and is a predicted model, not a curated record. Gene Ontology annotation, cellular component: microtubule; cytoplasm. NCBI's taxonomy places the organism in Eukaryota, Metazoa, Arthropoda, Insecta, Lepidoptera, Cosmopterigidae. Bases 82 to 1437 code for a protein of 451 amino acids. The transcript is spliced from 2 exons.